Molecule: messenger RNA, 2204 nt
Organism: Zophobas morio
Lineage: Eukaryota; Metazoa; Arthropoda; Insecta; Coleoptera; Tenebrionidae
Product: lipase maturation factor 2-like
Exons: 10
Coding region: 210-2123 (637 amino acids)
Biological process (GO): protein maturation
Cellular component (GO): endoplasmic reticulum membrane
Source: RefSeq, a predicted model, not a curated record
UGGGCGUUUGUGAUUCGGCGUUCGACUUCGUUGCGUCGCGUCGCCGCUUUAUUUCUCUAAUCACAUCAUCUAGCCAUCAUCGAAAUAAUAGUUAAAAGUGGUAGUGUAGUGGGCACGAGCAAUUUCCGAAUGUGUUUUUUACGUUUAUAUCAGUUAAUAUUUCUAAAAUAAAGUGAAAUUUUACACGCCACGUGUUUUAAAUUUACAAGAUGAUUUCUCUUCGCUACACAAGGAAUCUUUUUCUGAGGUCUUUUUGUAUUAUUUAUCUUUUCGCUUUUAUAUCUUUUUAUGUACAAAUUCCAGGUUUAUAUGGAGAUAAUGGAAUUUUACCGGCGAAGUCGUUAUUAGAAAAUAGUAAACACAAAACUUUAUCAGCCAAAGUACAUUAUCAGCCAACACUACUUUGGCUUGCCCCCUACUUGGGUUUAGAUGUCAACUAUGCGUUGGACGUUUUAGCACUCCUUGGGAGUUUUUUAGCCUUUACUGGGUUUAUAUCACAGAAAUUUUGCACGAUUCCACUAUUUGCUGGGUUAUGGUCGUUGUACUUUUCACUGUAUCAAGUAGGCCAAGUAUUUGUUAGCAACCAUUACGACGAGUUCCUAUUGGAAGCUGGAUUUCUAACACUUCUUGUGGCACCUUUAUUGCCGGGACGCAGAAAAGGCUCUAAAGGCUCACCAAGUGACUCUGUCAGUUUUUGGCUAGUACGUUGGUUACUAUUCAGAUUUCUACUAACAUGUGGUCUAUUAAAAUUUAUCAGCGGUUGCCCUAAAUGGUGGAGUUUAUCUGCAUUUAAUUACUACUUUGAAACAUUGCCGUUGCCAACUCCCCUUUCCUGGUAUUUCCACCACAUUCCUGGAUGGUAUCUGAAAUUAUUUGCUGUUAUUACGAAUGUUUGUGAGAUUGGUUUACCAUUUCUUUUCUUCAUUCCUAUAAGAGCUGUACGCAUAACCAGUUUUAUUAUACAAAUCUUCCUACAGAUAAGUGUUGUAUUAACGGGUAAUUACAACUUUACAAAUCUGUUGCUCGUAACUCUUUUAUUAUCUCUGCUGGAUGAUCAGUUCUUCUACGGCCGGCGUAAACCCUUCACAAAAUGGACACUGAUCGAAAAAAUAAUAAACCUUCUUAUAUACGGUGCUGUUUGUCUGGCUGUAAUUAAACUGUAUUCAUUGAACUUAAACGGCACUAUUAUUGAAUCUAACAUUGGAUUUUCUAAAGAUCAGUUUGAACAAGUUCUGAAACAAGGACUCACGAUUACUAUUUACCUAGGAUUGCUUUCUCUGGGUAUAACAGCAUUGAGAGCAUUGUCACUCUCUUUAUUCGACUCUCAAGGUUCAGGUUCCAAAUUUUUGGUUACUAUAUCAACUCUGGUGUGUGCAGGAAUUGCUGGAUUGUUAUUUAUUUCAUCAACGGUUCCCCUGGCUUCCUUACAUUCGACUUCGAAUUCUUCAGUUCACACAAGCGUGCGCACUAUUUAUAACCGCUUGCAUAAACUACAUGCCGUUAAUCAAUAUGGACUGUUUCCUAAAAUGGUUGGAGUGGAUGGACGCCCAGAAAUUAUCCUUGAAGGAGCAGACAACCUAGAAGGUCCUUGGUUAGAAUACAAUUUCUUAUACAAACCAGGAAAUGUUAAUCAUUCAUUGCCGUUUGUUGCUCCCUAUUCACCCAGAUUAGAUUGGCAGAUGUUCUGGGCUGCGUAUAGCACUUACGAUAAGCAACCUUGGAUUCUGUCAUUGGCUCAUAGACUGUUGACUGGAAGACCUGAAGUGUUGGCACUUUUAGAUCGAUAUCAUUCUCCGUUUUCUCAAAAACCGCCAAAAUAUGUUAGAGGAAUUCUUUAUAAAUAUAAAUACACUUCAUGGAGCCAAAGAUCUCAACCGUCUUGGUGGGUUCGCCAAAAAGUGGGCGAGUAUUUUCCAGCAUAUUCAAAAGACUCUCCUGCUUUAGUAGAUUACUUAAAAGCCAGGAAUUUAUGGCCAACACCAAAAAAACAGGGAGUAAAUCCGCUAUGGAAGCAAGUUUUGGAUGGGAUAAGGUACGUCACAGGACAUCUUGAAGCUACCUUGUUACUGUGGUCAGUUUUCACGGCCGGAUGUGCCAUUAUUACAACUUCUGCGAAAAAAUAGGACUGAACGGACUCGUUAGAUUUUACUAUUUUUUUAAUUAUCGUGAAAAGAGUCUAGUUAUUAAAGAAAAUAAUUAUCUAA